UGCUCCUGGAAACGGGUAAUCAAUAUCGUUUACAAGAUUGAGAAAUUCAUUUAAACAAACUGUAUUUUUCUUUAAGGUAGCAACGCAAAUAAAGUUUCGGAAUGGCUGGCACUGCCUACCACAUGGAAGCCUUGCGGAAGACAAGAGCUAUUGAAAGGAAGACUGAAGCAAUGAAACGAUUGAGGGAUAGUGUUGGACAGCAAACCUAUAACCCUUCAGGAAGUGGGGACACAGAUGGAGCACCAUUGGUUUUUUCUGAGCCAGGCCAUUAUGCGCAAAAUAGGAAUGAAUUGGAAAAAUUUCGUGUAAAUUCAGCGGGCUUUAACAACCGAUAUCGUCAAAGACAGAGCUUAAAUCCACACUGUGAUCUUGCCUAUGCUGUUGUUUAUCCUGGAAAAGUGAAUUCUGAUUAUACUCAAGAUGAAAAUAAAAACAACAGAAGAUAUAAUCUAAAUGUUGGUCGUUUUGAAAUGGCUAGUAAACAUGAUGGUGUCAAUAUAGACAAAAGUUUCAUUUCCGGUCACCUUGAUUAGGCGUUUGUUGCAUCUUUAUUGACUAUUAAGGUAUCCGAAGUACUAAUGUUUAUGUCUUUUUAUCGAGCCAUUGGUGAUAAUGUUAAAGUGUUGAUGCUAGUGACUGCAUAUAAUUUUGGUACCAUUUGAUUCGGAAUAGCCUGCUGAUUACUGAUAUAUAAAAUAAUCACCCCAAAUAAGAGACCAUGGAGAAGUGAUUGCACUUUCUGUUUUUGUUAUUUAUAUUAACAGAAAUUGGACCUGAAAUGCCAUAUAUCAACGCCAAGAUAGUUUUUUCAUAAUUUUAGUGUAUGUUUAACAAAUUCCUUCUCACACACAUAACAACCUUUCAAAUGAUACCGGAGUUAUUAUGGGGUCACCAGGCAUCUAAAUUUCACACAGUCGUGCAUGGGAUACCUUAAAAGUCUGUUCACCUUUAAUACACAUACUAUAACCUCCUAAUUACGUGUUGGAGCACAACAUUAAAAUGCACACUUUCUUGUAUGCUUGAUCAACAGAUUAAGUUGCCCUGAUGCAUGAUCAGUCAUUCUUAUAUUAAGUUGAAAUGCAUUUUGUGAUGUCCUUAAAUGCUUGUUAUAGUUCCUUACCUUGUGGUAGGGACACAAUUGUUUAUACAUGUAGCAUUAAAUGCAUUUUCUACCAAUAACAAAGUAUUAUAAUUAUCAUGCUUAUUAACACUUUGCAUGGCAAUGUCUGCUUGCAGGGAAUGUUCUUUAAACCCUCCACAGAAAACUAAGAAAUUUGUUCGGCGCCCUAAAGAAGAUAUCAUCCGAAAAAAGACCCCUGAGUCACUGAAAAAAAUUCAGCGAGAUCAAAUAUAUGACAUUCUUCACCCAAGCAAGUGAAUCACCUUCUGUUUCAAAAGCAUAGUGUUUUAUUGUUGACACUCACCAGUCAGUAUUAUUGUUACACCAUUUUACUUAAUUUCUACUUUGUCAUACAUAUAUAUUGCUUUGCUGUGCAUGUUAUCCCAAGUUUGGUGCUUUUUUUGCCAAAUUUAUGAGUGCAAUUCAUGACUUCCCUUGUACAUAUUGUUUGCCUAACUGAUGCACUUGCUCAUGUUUUCUUUGGCUGCAUCAUUCACUUCUGCAUGUUAAAAAGUACAUGAUUUUCCCCUUGUUGGUGCUGGGAGAUAAAACUUUGUUAUUGGUGUUGUAGGUGGACCAUUUCUUGUAAAAUAUUCUUUUUGCUCUUUCAGUAACAUUGACAGAAUACGGCAUAGGCGGUGUCGGGCCUUAAAUGAAGGGGAAGAUAAUGUUAAUCCAUUAAUGAAUCCGCCAGAACGUAGCUUUAUAGUUCCUUUAAAUGAGCUGCCUCCUCGAAAACCACACUUCAAAGUCUGAUAUUUCAUGAACAUAAUAAUGUUCAAGUAUCAUCUGCUUGCACAAGUAAUGAAUCAUGCACUCAUAGCUCCCUAAUAUGGUGUUUUUUCUCAUAUGUAUACUUAGAAAUGGUAAUAACUUCACUUCAAGUCAUCUGUCAUUAAGCAUAGAUAAUAGGCUUGGGUAACAAGUUAAAAUCAUAACAUUUGCGUGUCAGUGCACAGAAAAAUAUCUGGAAUUUUUAAACUCAGGCUAACGUACUACAAAACUGGGCGUGAGCGUGAGCAGCGUCAAUACGAUCACAGUCGAAAUGGUCCCGUGGUGGACAAGAGCAACUAUGCGUUAAGGCGGGAGUUCAACUUUCUUGGAAAUAGCCUGAGUAUGCUGAAGGCCGAUAUAGUGCCAGCUCAUAAGCCUAUCCCUGUGUGCCGUAGGUACUGAUCAAGGAUCAGUGAUUCCAACUGCACCAAGUCUCUAGUACUAGAAUGUUUAAUGAAGUGUUUUUAUUUAGUUAUUUACUGUUAAUAUUAGCUUGACUGAUACUAGUCCUGUUUUCUUUGACACAAAGUGGUUUUUAUUACAUUUUGGCGCAUUUUGCAAUUCUAUUGUUAUUUUUUAUUAUAAGACUUUGUUAAGUUUUUCUUGUUUCAUAAACUGAUUUGUUUUAACAAUAAUGUUGAGCAAACCGUAGAUGCAGCCAAAGACCAUGAGGGUUUAUCUGAUUUUUUGUAUGCAGCACAAUGGUAUUACAUUGCAUGAUGUAUUUCUGUAUUACAUUAACAGCAUGUUGGUUUUAUAACACUAAUCUAUUGUGUACCUGUAAAUGCACAUUCUAGUUUUUAUAGAAUUUGUUAGGAAUUUUAGCAUAGCUAAAUGAAAAUAGUUUUUUUUAGGAUUUUUAACACUGCUGAAAAGCCUACUCUUGUGUUUCAUUAUAUUUUUGACAUAAUGGCAUUUGUAUAAUGGUUAGCAAAAAGGGUAUGGUUCAGAUACUUUGUAUGUGUAAUUGUUUCAUGCAAUGAAUAUUUUUAGAUCCAUAUAUUCGUGUGUUUCACCGAACAGUUUUUUUAUAUUCUUAUCAGUAUUACUGUUGAUGUUUUAUUCCUUUGUAUAAAUAAACUCACCUUUAUUUGAAA
Mya arenaria is the source of this 2991-nucleotide messenger RNA. RefSeq lists its product as uncharacterized. The coding region runs from base 102 to 533 and encodes 143 amino acids. NCBI's taxonomy places the organism in Eukaryota, Metazoa, Mollusca, Bivalvia, Myida, Myidae. The record is from RefSeq and is a predicted model, not a curated record. The transcript is spliced from 3 exons.